AUGCGCAAAGAGUCAGUCCUGUUGGACUGUCAUGUGCGCGGAGAAGCUCCCAUUGACAUCAGAUGGCUCAAGAAUGGACUGGAGCUGGUGGAGAGCCAGAGGGUCUACCUGCUCUCCAACAGUUCCCUGUUUAUUUCGGAAGUGGAGAACAGACGAGGAGACAAAUCAGACGAAGGCGUUUAUCAGUGUCUUGCUCAGAAUAAAUAUGGAGCAAUCCUGAGCCAGAAAGCCCGUGUUACAAUCGCAAGUAUCUCUGCUUUUUCAAUCCAGCCCACCUCCGUAGUGGCCACUCAAGGCUCAGUGGCUCGAUUUUCCUGUAAAAUCAGUGCACACCCUCCUCCCAUCAUCACGUGGGAGUUCAAUCGUUGCAUGGCCACAGGAAACCCUCGACCCAUAGUGUCGUGGAGCCGAGCCGAUAGCAAGUCUAUUGACGUUUACAACACCAAAGUUCUAGGAAAUGGCAACCUCAUCAUCUCUGAUAUCAAGCCACAACAUGGGGGAGUCUAUCUGUGCAGAGCCACCACCCCUGGGACUCGAAACCACACCAUCGUCUCAGCCAAUAUCACUGUACUAGCUCCACCUUCUCUGGUCGAAUGGCCAGAGAGUCUGACACGUCCUCGUGCUGGUACAGCUCGCUUUGUGUGUCAAGCAGAGGGAGUCCCAACUCCUCAAAUCACUUGGUUCAAGAACGGCAAGAAAGUCCACUCUAAUGGCCGCAUCAAGAUGUACAACAGCAAGCUUGUCAUCAAUCAGAUCAUCCCAGAAGACGAUGCUGUUUACCAGUGUCAGGCCGAGAAUAACCUGGGCUCUGUGAUGUCCAUGGCGCGUCUCAUUGUGGUGAUGUCAGAGGAUCGGCCGAGUGCUCCACGCAACAUCAGAGCGGACACUGUGUCCAGCUCCGCCAUCCUGCUGGCCUGGGACAAGCCUCUGUUCAACUAUGACAAAGUUAUUGCCUAUUCAGUGCAUUACAUGAAGGCUGAAGGUUUAAACAAUGAGGAAUAUCAAGUUGUCAUUGGAAAUGAUACAACUCGAUACAUUAUUGAUGACCUGGAGCCGGCUCGCAACUACACUUUCUACGUGGUGGCCUACAUGCCGAUGGGAGCCAGCCGCAUGUCAGACCAUGUGUUUCAGCACACGCUUGAGGAUGUUCCCUUGCGCGCCCCUGAGCUCAGCCUGACCAGCAGCUGCCCCACAGACAUCCAGGUGUCAUGGCAACCCCUCCCCGACAAACUGAGCAGAGGACAUGUGUUGGCCUACCGCUUGUCCUACCGCACCAGCUCCGACAACACGAUCACGCAGAUUGAGCUCCGCGGACAGAAAACUCAGCAUCUCCUGGAAAACCUGCAGCCAGACACCAUCUACCUCCUGAGACUCGCUGCGGCCACGAGUGUGGGGUGGGGAGAGCCCUCUGCCUGGGCUUCACAUCGCACACCGAAGACGUCUAGUGCUCAGGUUCCAGGAUCUCCUGAGCUGCAUUUGGAGCCCCUAAACUGCACCACUAUCGUCGCCCGUUGGCAGCUGGGUCCGAGAAACGCAAUGAGUGUCCAGGGCUUCAAGCUGUUUUACCGCGAGGAGAGCCGACCAGAGAAGGCGCCCAUCCAGCUCCGCACCACUGUCAAAAGCCACACCAUCAGCGGCCUCGACCCCAGGAAGAAGUACCAUGUGAAACUUCUAGCAUAUAACUUUAUCGGCGAAGGCUACCAGGCUGACCAGACCAUAAGCACCCCAAGCUGUGUCUCUGUCCGAGAUCGCCUUGUUCCCCCUCCGCCUCCACCACACAACGUUGAAGCCAAAAGCAACAGCUCGUCGUCUGUGUUCUUGCACUGGAGCCGACCCGCGUUCACCACCAGCCAUGCAAUCAACUACACUGUGCGCUGCAAUCCUGUGGGCCUGCAGAACGCAUCCCUCGUGCUCUACCUGCAAACGGGCGAGCAGAGUAUUGUCGUGAAAGAUCUUCAACCAAACACCAGAUAUGAAUUUGCGAUUCGUCUUCAUUUUGACCAGUUGUCCAGCCCCUGGAGUCCUGUGGCCUAUCAAAGCACUUUGCCCGAAGCUCCAGCGAAGCCUCCGUCUAACGUUAAAGUCACUCUGAUUGAGGAGGACACGGCUCUGGUCUCGUGGAAAAGUCCAGAAGAGCCAAACAUGUCGGUGACGCGCUACACCAUCCUCUACGCCUCCAAACAGGAGUGGCUGGCGGGCCGGUGGCAGGUCCUGCACAGAGAGGGGAGCAUAACCAUGGCCCUGCUGGAGAACCUGAAGCCCGGUCUGGUGUAUUUGGUCAAAGUUUCGGCCUCGAACAACAUGGGCGACGGGCCGUUCUCUUCCACUGUGGAGCUGACUGCUUUGUCCUCAGCGCAAAACCCACAACUUUCCCACGACUCCACAAUGCUAUACAGCGGUUUCUACCACCUGGACCAGAGGUCUAUGACUGGAAUCACCAUUGGAGUCUCCAUCGCUCUCAUUUGCAUCAUCAUCUGUGCGUUUGUCCUGGUCUGCCGAGGCAAAAACAGGAAAAUGUCAGCAGUGAAGCAGUUUGGAGCUGAGCAGAGCCCCUCCCAGUCAGAGCAACAGGCUGCGAGUGGAGAAGUUGCUGUUCCCAUGAACCACUUUAUUGACGCCAAGGGUGGAACAAACCUGAUCAUCAACUCUCUUGGUCCUGUUCAACCAAACACAGAAAAGCAAAGCAAAUGGUUUACGUUCAACAGUAGAGAUAAAAAAGAGAAAACAGGCAGCAUAUCUUUGCAGAGCACCACACCCCAGAGGCUGCAGUAUCACCAGGGCACCACCGUCUUGUACCACGAGGAGCUGUGUGCGGAGUCGCCCAUGUCUCUUGAGGCUUUACUGGGACGCCCCACCGACACGGAGGGCUCAUCGGGGAGCGAGGAGAGCCAUAGGACGGGCGACUCGGGCCGCUUCUCCCAUGACGAGACGGAGCUCACCAACCUGUCGUCUGCUGCGGGGAGCCGGCCGCCAUCUUUGACCGAUGAAGACAGUGGUGACAGCGGAGACAGCGGCCUGGACCGAAGGGCGCAGGACCCCAGAAAGUGCACACGGACUGAGGCUGAGGCUGUUUCCUGUAUUGAUGUCAUAUCUAUUCAGGCCUAA
Knipowitschia caucasica is the source of this 3105-nucleotide messenger RNA. The record is from the annotation of a GenBank genome assembly. Lineage: Eukaryota; Metazoa; Chordata; Actinopteri; Gobiiformes; Gobiidae.